Xiphias gladius (swordfish) is the source of this 2875-nucleotide messenger RNA. It is a transcript of the gene rskrb, whose product is annotated as ribosomal protein S6 kinase related b. Gene Ontology annotation, biological process: protein phosphorylation. The record is from RefSeq and is a predicted model, not a curated record. Gene Ontology annotation, molecular function: protein serine/threonine kinase activity; ATP binding. Lineage: Eukaryota; Metazoa; Chordata; Actinopteri; Istiophoriformes; Xiphiidae. The coding region runs from base 309 to 1670 and encodes 453 amino acids. The transcript is spliced from 13 exons.
UUGGCUGGCCAGGACGUGGGCGGAUUUGCGCUGACGUUGCCCGUACUCGGGAUUAACUUGUUUUUAUGUCGCCAUAUCUGUUACAUUUUACACAGGAUAUCCCGAUCGCCCGCAGCUGGGUGAUACAGAGUGUUAGUUAGCGUGUUCAAGCCUUAAAUUGGCGCGCGUGUGUGUGUGUGUGUGUGUGUGUCGUGCGUGUGACUGUGGACAGGCUGCCAUGGGGGCGCGCAGUACAAUGUGACCGCCUGGAUGAGGAGCAGACGUCGCACUGAGGGUACAGUGCCCCGUGCCGAUGUCCUGUCACACUGAUGGGGGCCGACGGCAGUAAAAACAGGAAGAGGCCCACUGAAGGGCGGGACGAAGAGCAAUUCUCAUCUCGAUGGCGUGGCUUCCUCUCCAGCGUGGGUCUGUCUAUCCCAGCAGGCCUCUGUCGCCUGGCCCCACCUGGCCUGCGUCUGGGCCAGCGUCGAAUGCUCCAAGGGAAGUCCCCUGACAUCCCAGAGCACGUCCUGAGGUUGGCGGGAGUAGGCCCAGACAAGCUGAGAGCCGAGUGGAGCCUGCCGGGGUUCAUUACCAUGUUCCUGCCCGAAUUCCCCCACAGAACUGUGCCUGGGCACGAAUACUUUCAGGUGAUGGGUUACAUCGCUAAAGGUUCGUUUGGACCCAUUCUGAAAGUGAAGGACAAGGCCAAACAGAAAACAUAUGCGGUCAAAGUUAUACCUAAAUCAGAGAUUCUGAGACUUGGGGUCUUGGAGCAGUCAAAAGAAGAAGUUAUAGUCCAACGUCAGGUGCGCCACCCAUUUGUCCAUGACCUCCAGGACUGCUGGCAGACACAGCACCACCUCUACAUUAUGUGCGACUACUGCAGCACCGGAGACCUGUACACCUAUUGGCAGAUGAUUGGUCAGUUCACAGAGGACACAGUGCGAGUGUUUGCAGCGGAGUUGGGAUGUGCGAUCGGCUUCCUGCAUGACUUUGGGAUCAUCCACAGAGAUGUGAAGAUGGAAAAUAUCCUGCUGACAGACAACGGACACCUCCGCUUAGCUGACUUUGGUUUGUCCCGUCGCCUGGAAAGAGGAGGACGAGCCUUUACUAUUUGUGGAACAAUCCAAUACAUGGCCCCAGAGGUGCUGAGUGGCGGGCCCUAUAACCACGCAGCUGAUUGGUGGUCGCUGGGAAUUCUGCUUUUCUCAUUGGUGACUGGGAAGUUCCCUGUGCCUCCAGAACCAGACCACUGCAGCAUGCUGAGGAAAGUGAGGGGCUUUCCCUACGAAAUGCCCCUUAGCUUCACCCCCCCAUUUGCCUUGCUAAUAACUGAGCUUUUGUGCAAGACUCCCUGCCGCCGUCUGAGGACCCUUGAUCGUUUCAAGCGUCAAACCUUCCUCCAUGGCAUAACUUUUGACCUUGCCCUGCUGCAGCGCCAGCCUAUGGAGGUGAUUCUGGAGCUGAGAGAGAGACCAGACCGAGCCGCCAAAGCUCGACGAGGACUCACUUUGUCUCUGCAGCCUCUGAAAGGCUUCGACUAUGACUCACUCCUUAGCCCUCCAGCCACACCAGACGCACAGUUGGAUGCCAACCCACAAACUCACACUGUUGCACCGCUGCCCGGCCCGGCACUCACACUGCAGACUGCUCAGGAAAAAGGUCCAGGCAAAGAAGUGUUUGUGUGAUGGACUUUGCGUUUACAGUAUGAUUACUAACACACUAAAGGUAAAUGCCUGCAUAAAUGUACUUCCGCACACUUAUUCACCCUUACACACAGGUGUGGUGCGCCUUGUCUUAUUUAGAAAAAGCCAAAACGGCUGAUUAUGAUUUAAUUUGAUAUAUAGUUUAGAAGGGAAUGAUUCCAUUGAGUGAAAAACCCCACUUCCCCACUUGUAUUGGAAAGUUUUAUCUUUUUUUGUGAUGUACUGGGCACUGUUUUUUUUCUUUUUCUUUUUUUUUUGACUUGUUUGCCUUUUUCCAAUGAGCACCUUUUCAAGCCUUCUGUAUUUGCUCAACACUUGUGCAAGAAAGAUUGCGCUAUUGUCCAUCUACUUGUAGUUUUUCAGUGACUGGUCAUGGUUGCCCUGUUAGCACAUAAUAUACAACUGCUAUCAAAUUCACCCCACAUGGAAAAGUGCACCAAAUUUCUUUCUUUCUUUUUUUUUUCUUACAAGUUAUGUGUAGUUAAGUAGACAACCAAAACCCUUCUGCCUUUGCUUUAAUAUUGAACGAUUAUGAAAGCAUUUAGGCAGAAGUAGACAGAAGAAACUCCUUGCCUCAUUCAACAGAAUGAGGCAAGGAGUUAUGUUGUGACAACCUUUCCCAAACUUGACCUUUACUGCCUAAAUUCUGUUGCAGCAGAAACAUCUCUUUUCCUGUACUAUGUAAAACUUAUCCAAGCAUCACGACAUCAGAUCAGAGACGGGUACACCCUCAAUGUCUACUUUAUUAUUUAUAAUCUGCAACUCAGGGGAGCGCUCACUGAUUUUCCCAAGUCAGGCUUGAAUUGGAGCCCAAGAUGGCACCCAGCUGUACAGAUCUGAGCUGGGACUGUAAGGUUUGAAUGAACAACAGUAUUGUUUACCUCCACUUGACAUUUUGAUAGAUACAGGGCUUUUUCUAUUGUCCAAGGCUGCCGUAACUCUAGCUAGUAAUCAAACCUACAUGCACUUACCUGAUCAUCAGAUUAUAUUGUGAUUUUUUGCCCUGAUGUGUACCCUGAAUGCCUCACAUGUGGGAUCCUGAGCUUGCUUUUUUUGUCACAAAAGUAAUUAUUUAUAAAUUCCUCUUUACAAAAGUUUAUAUGAACAUUUUGGAUGCUAUUUGUUGUUAUAUGUUAUGUUACAAUGUAUUUUUGUAAUUACCAUGUAGCACCGAUGGAAUAUUAAAC